This is a messenger RNA of Plutella xylostella (diamondback moth), 516 nucleotides long. RefSeq lists its product as uncharacterized. Lineage: Eukaryota; Metazoa; Arthropoda; Insecta; Lepidoptera; Plutellidae. The record is from RefSeq and is a predicted model, not a curated record.
CGGCAGCACCGCAUGGGCACAGGGGGUGGCCCUCCAUGUAAAAUAAUAAUAACCCCAGUUGAUGAGAGAAUAAUCUCCCUCAUCAGCAAGGCAUCAAUAUAUGGUGCAGAAGAUGUACCAGUGUCAUCGAUAUUUCCAUUGCUUGAGGACCACCCUGCUGGGCCAUCUCCUUCCUGUUCCUCAGUGGUGGGUUCACUGGAACCUUCAGCCACUACGUCAGCUCCUGCAACUCAGGAUAAUUAUGAAGUUGAGGAAGCUGUAACUACUCCAGUUGAUACAAAUACAGAGGCAGUGCAGGAUCCCCAUCAUCCUACUGCAGAGGACGUGCAACGGCCUGAUGAAAGAGAGUCCCGUGCGAUUAGGACUCCUAGACCAUUUGUCGUAAGGGGUUAGUUAGGCGGCACGCUGACUGCUCGGCUCGUGGACGUGGAGGAGCGUCGGCUUCUCCAGACGGAUCGUCGCAUCGACGUUGAAGAGCGUCGGCUGGCUGUCGAGACGCAACGACUCGCCGUGGAG